AUGUAUAGCAUCAUUUUUUUUCUUAUUUUAACAACGAAUGGAUUUAUUUUUUCUGAUAAAGAAAAUAUAAUUCUUGUACCAUCAGCUGCUUUUCGAAAUCAUUUAAAUGUAGUAUCAACUGAUUGGCUUUUAUAUAAUCAAGGAUGGUAUUAUGAAGAAGAUUCUAUUCAAGCUGUAAUCAUGGAAAAGUCAUUGGAGAAAAUUAUUAAAAAAGAUUUAGAUAUAAAUCGUAUUAAACUAUUUACAGCUCAUGGAAAAGAAAAGAAAAAUGUAUGUAUUGAUGGUUUAAAUCGAUCGAUGUGUACAAGUACAGAUGAUGAAGGUAGAAUUAAAAAUACAUUUCAAAUUACUAAUAAUGAAAUGAAUCGAUUUGUACGAACUGAUAUUAAUACUGCUAAAGUUCUUUAUCAAAUAUCAGUACCAAAUAAAAAUAUUCGAACAACUGGUGAAAUUUAUUUAUGUGAUGAUAAUGGUAUAACAUUUAUAAGUGAUAUUGAUGAUACAAUAAAAAUUACUGGUGUUACAUCAUCAACAGAUACACUUAUUAAUACUUUUAGUGGUGAUUUUAAAUCUGUUUCUGGCAUGUCUGAUAUAUAUCAGUAUUGGCAAAAAAAGUAUAAUGCAACAUUUGCUUAUUUAACAGCAUCUCCUGAUCAACUUUAUCCAUUUUUACGUGAAUUUCUUGAUCGUGAAAAUUUUCCAUCUGGUUCUUCUCAUAUGCGUCAUUUUACAUGGUUUGAUGAAAAUUUCAUUUCAUUUUUUAUGUCAAAUAAUUAUAUUAAAAGUAAAACUGAAACAAUACAAAUGUUUAUAGAUAAUACAUUUAAUCGUACAUUUAUUUUACUUGGUGAUAUAUUUCAAAAAGAUCCUGAUAUAUAUGCAAGUAUUUAUAUGAAAUAUCCUAAUCGAAUAGGAAAAAUAUUUGUUCGAAAAUAUAAUAAUGAUACAAGUGGCCUUCAACGAUUACAACAAGUGUUUCAAGAUAUACCUCAACGAAAAUGGUCAACAUUUGAAUCGGGUAGUGAUUUACCAAAAGAUAUUUUUCUUGUUUAA
Adineta steineri is the source of this 1053-nucleotide messenger RNA. Lineage: Eukaryota; Metazoa; Rotifera; Eurotatoria; Adinetida; Adinetidae. The record is from the annotation of a GenBank genome assembly.